This is a messenger RNA of Seriola dumerili (greater amberjack), 4324 nucleotides long. RefSeq names its product protocadherin alpha-C2-like. The coding region runs from base 117 to 2537 and encodes 806 amino acids. The transcript has 3 exons. Gene Ontology annotation, molecular function: calcium ion binding. The record is from RefSeq and is a predicted model, not a curated record. Gene Ontology annotation, biological process: homophilic cell-cell adhesion. NCBI's taxonomy places the organism in Eukaryota, Metazoa, Chordata, Actinopteri, Carangiformes, Carangidae. Gene Ontology annotation, cellular component: plasma membrane.
CGAAGCGUAGAGAAAACGCUUGCUAUUAAGAUCGUUGGUUCGUUUGUUUAUUCAACAAGAGGGCAAUUUAUCCACAUUUCGGCACAAGUCCAGGCUUUAAAUACUGGAGCUUCGUGAUGGCGAAGGAUAUACGACCGUUAUUCGGGAGAGGGUUCGUUUCCGUGUUUCUUUUUCUUUCUGCUAUCAUGAACACUGUUUCCACCGUCACCCACUACUCUGUUCCCGAAGAAAUGGAGGAAGGCUCUGUCGUUGCUAAUUUGGCAACUGAUUUAGGAUUAGACGCGAAGACGCUGAAGGGAAGGAAAAUGCGCUUAGACGUUGUAGGCAACAAAAAAUAUCUUGAUAUUAACAAAGACACAGGAGAGCUGUUUAUUCAGGAAAGGAUAGACAGGGAGGUUUUGUGUCCCUUAAAAACAACGACAUACUGUUUUCUUAAAUUAGAUGCAACAAUUGAAAAUCCAAUACGAAUGUUUAACAUCGAGGUGGAAAUUAUCGAUAUUAAUGAUAACGCCCCUCAUUUUCGACGAGGAACGAUGCAUUUGGACAUCUCUGAAUCAAGCCCCAUUGGAGAGAGAUUCUCACUAAACAACGCUGCAGAUCCAGAUGUUGGGACGAAUUCUGUGAAAAAUUACCACCUGAGCUCAAGUGAACACUUUGCGCUUGAAAUUCAGACCGGGAGAGAUGGGUCAAAGUUUGCUGAUUUGAUACUUAAAAAAGCCUUAGACAGAGAGCAGCAGGCUGUUCAUAAUCUAACACUGACUGCUGUGGACGGUGGAGUCCCCACGCGCACAGGUACAGCCAGCAUCAUUGUUCGCGUGCUUGAUGUGAACGACAACGCCCCUUCAUUUGAAAAAGACAGAUACAUCGUAGAUGUGAUGGAAAACUCUCCGAUUGGAAGUCUAGUAAUCAAACUAAACGCCACCGAUUUAGAUGAAGGGUCCAAUUCUGAUAUUGUUUAUUCAUAUAGUUUGUACACAUCAGAGAGAACACAAAAUAUGUUUAACCUGAAUCCAGAAAAUGGUGAAAUCAGAGUGAAAGAGAUGAUUAAUUAUGAAGAUAUUAAACUUUAUGAAAUGGAAAUUAUUGCUGCUGAUAGAGGACAAAACUCUUUAUCUGGACAGUGUAAACUGACAAUACAGGUGACAGAUAUGAACGAUAAUCACCCAGAAAUUUCCAUCAAAUCCUUUCAAAGUCCUAUCAAAGAAAAUGAACAAAUAGACACAGUGAUAGCUGUAGUUAGUGUGAGUGACAAAGACUCAGGUGACAAUGGAGUGGUUGAUCUUCAUAUUCCAGAUAAUAUGCCUUUCAAACUGAGAGAAUCCUCUGAUAACUAUUAUGAAUUAGUGGUGUCAGAGCCGUUAGACCGUGAGAAGGUUCCAGAAUAUGACAUCACUUUCACUGUUACAGACAGAGGUUCUCCUCCUUUAUCUGACAAUGAAACUAUGACUUUAGAGCUGCUGGAUGUUAAUGACAAUGUUCCACAGUUCCCUCAGUCAUUUUCUACUAUACGUGUAAUGGAGAAUAACGCACCUGGGGCCUUGCUCAGUUCACUCACUGCCUUUGACCCUGACCUCCAUGAAAACCAGUAUCUAGUUUAUUUCAUCCUAGAGAAGGAGAUAGCCAACACCUCCAUGUCCAUGCUGUUCUCCAUCAAUCCAGAGAACGGUAAUCUUUACGCACUAAAAACUUUUGACUAUGAGAUCGAGAAGGAGUUUCUUUUCCACAUUGAGGCCAGAGACUCUGGCUCUCCUCCACUCAGCAGUAACGUGACCGUUCACAUCAUUAUUGUGGACCAGAAUGACAACGCUCCGGUUAUUGUCUCUCCGUGGCGCGCACACGGUUCAGUGGUGGAGGAAAAGAUCCCCAGAUCCACAGAUAAAGGCUCUCUGGUUGCCAAGGUGAUAGCCUUAGACACAGACUCGGUGCACAACUCUCGGAUUACCUACCAGUUUCUACAAGUGACUGACGCAACCUUGUUCAGUCUGGACCAAUACAAUGGAGAGAUCCGGACUAUGAGGAUGUUCAGUUACAGAGAUCCGCGCCACCAGAGACUGGUUGUUGUUGCCAAGGACAACGGGGAGCCUGCUCUCUCUGCUACAGUCACCAUCAAGCUGUCCACAGUGGAGACUGCUGUUAAGGCCUACUCUGACAUGACUGAGGUGCCUCUAGAGUAUGACAUCUUCUCAGACCUCAACCUGUACUUGGUGAUCGGUCUGGGCUCAGUGUCAUUUCUCCUGCUCAUCACCAUAUUGGUCACCAUCGUGCUCAAGUGCCAGAAACCCAAACCCAGCAAAGCAGCUCCUCCCUGCAGGAACAGUGUGAUCAGUGAGAGGAACUCCACCAUCGCAGAUUCCACUCUGGUCUCCAACGAUGCCUACUGGUACAGUCUGUUUCUAGCAGAGACCAGGAAAGGAAAGCUGGUGGUCAGACAGCCUGUGCCAAAGGGCUCCAGAUACAUCGUGUCCAGUAUACCAAGAGGCACAGGAGUGACAGACACUAGUGACUCAGCAGCUUCCACUCUGCAGUACCCUAAAUGAGGGAAGUCCACUCUGCAGUUGGAGGCAUCCACCACCAGCAGCAGCAGUUCCACAUAAGGCCACACAACUCCAGCUGCACACUGGAUCUACGCUGACAGGAAAGCUUCACAGAGGAAAGGAGAAACCCCUGUCCCCAACCCCACCCAAUGUCCAUCCUGCUCAGUCUGGUCCCUCUUCUUCACAUUGUGUAGUUGCCAUGUUUUCACACCAAAUGGGCCGAGGUGGCUAAUCAAAGGCCCCCUCCUCCUUUAAGAACAUGAAAAAACAAUCAACAAUGCCUCUCUGUCCAUUAUGCAUGAUAAGGCUGCAUGGCUUCAACCACACUCCAAGACCUUCAUACAAAACAUUUUCAAGGAGACACUCGCAAAGAAACAGACUGUACAAAAAAUUGCACCAGUGGAUAUUCAAAGAAGCCACAACAAGGACUAAAAGAGUGGACAUGGAAAUGUUGAAAUGCCUUUAGGAGACUGUUUUCUCUCUCUAUAAAAGAAACACCUGUUGGAUAUUUCAUUUUUAACCUCUGUGCUUCGUCUUGCUGCACAACAGCAUUGAUGUAUUAUAUAUCAGUUAACUAAGAAGUGAAACAGCACAAUUAACUAAAUGUGAGAAAAGCACCAACCUACGAUUUUUAAGUGUGGAACUAACAGGAAUCAGUGUUUUAUAAGUGUUGUAGCUUUCAGUAGUUUUUUGUUUUGUACUUGACUUUGUGCUUUAUAUGUGAGCUAGGCCUAAAUAUAUGAAUGAGAGUGCUAAGAGAUUAAAUUAAGUUUACCAGUACAUCAAAUAGAAGAGUGAGGCCUUUAGCCAUUAUGUAUCUGCCUUUCAGUUGUUUUUGCAUGGAAUAAUCAAAGUACUUUGAUAAUUUUAGAUAUCUUAUGAUAUUGAGCAAUCCAUUGUCUGCAGUUAGGCAUCAUGGCUUAGUAUUUUUCAAAACAAGAUGGAAGAUUACAUUUUAAUGGGACCACAUUGACAAGUACAAAAGUGUAAUACUUUCUGAAUAAGGUCUUCUAAGAUUUGUAAUUUCAUUACAAGGGUACUCUCAACUUAAACUUAAGUGUACAGUCAGUGUGUAUGAAUGUUAUGUCCACUUGGACAUUAUCGGAGAAAAUGAAUCUAGGUUUUAAAACUGAACACAAUUAAACACAGGUAGUCUUUGCGAAUAGAUAAAUUAAUAUCUCAUUAUAACUACUUUAUAUAGAACACAAACAUUACCAUGUACUUUCACUUUUUUAAAUUUCCAAAGCCAAACUCUGUUUGUUAUUCAUGUUCUGAGACUGUGUAAUAAGUUGAAGAACUGAUCAUGAAGACUUUAUGUUUAUGUUACAAUGUUGAAACAACAUAGUUGUGAUUGAUUUUACUCAAUGAAAGCUGUGCUCAUGUGUAUUACUACUUUAUGUAUCUGUAUAUGCGACACAUAAACAGAGAUACAGACAUGCCUGACAUAUACAGUAUACCAUAUGUCUGUAUCUAUACAUAUGCCUUUCCAUUACAAUAUCAAUGCUGAACUAAAACAGUGUAACUCUUGUGCCAUCAGAUUUAUGGGAUAUCUAGUAUGUGAAACAGUAAAACAUUCAGAAAUCAUGUAGUCAAACUCUUUAGCACAGCUCACAUUGCAUUACUUGUAUAAAGUUGUAAUGUGUUAUGGGAAAACAUAUACAGUAAGUGCUUUUGUACAGUGGUACUUUUAUGGUGCAAUAUGUAGCAAUUUGUGUAAUGUGGGCUGAUUGUGUGCUACGGUCUGGUCUGUAUGAUCUAUUAAACAUAAAAAUAUAGAACGAUAAAGUUAA